CCUCAGCAAAGCCACUCUGCGUGGUGUACACUCCGUACUUGACUCCAUCGCACUGACACAUCGACGGCCGAUGAGGUGAACUUGAAAGUGCUUAUCAUGCUUUAUCUAUCUAUCCAUUGUUAGGGUUCCAGAAAAAGCCAUGGCGAAGCACUGUUUGUCUAGACUACUAUUCCCCUCUCGUUUCCAAUUCAACCGAUUCAUUUCUUCUUCUUCUUCUUCUUCAACAUUUGAAGCCUUCGACCCCCCUCCCUCUGUUCCUCCUCGCAGAGUCGUCGUCACUGGAUUGGGCAUGGUUACGCCACUUGGUUGUGGAGUGGAAACUACAUGGAAGCGACUGAUAGAGGGGGUGUGUGGAGUAAGGGCAAUAACUCCUGAAGAUCUCAAGAUGAGUGGAUUUGAUAGAGAGACGCAGUUGCAUACUUUUGAUCAGUUGACAUCGAAAGUUGCUGCGAUCGUUCCUUGUGGAACCAAUCCGGGCGAUUUCAAUGAGGACAUAUGGCUCAAUUCCAAGGAGCAUAGGUCAGUUGCAAGGUUUAUAGGCUAUGCAUUAUGUGCAACUGAUGAAGCUCUUAGAGAUGCAAAUUGGAUUCCUACUGAGCAGGAGGAGAAGGAAAACACAGGAGUCUCUAUUGGUGGUGGAAUCGGAAGCAUCAGUGAUAUAUUGGAUGCAUCACAAUUGAUUUGUGAGAAGCGCCUUCGUCGGCUUAGUCCAUUUUUUAUCCCACGGAUACUGAUAAACAUGGCAGCUGGUCAUGUGAGCAUGAAAUACGGAUUCCAGGGACCAAACCAUGCUGCAGUGACAGCUUGUGCCACUGGGGGACAUUCUAUUGGCGAUGCUACAAGGAUGAUUCAAUUUGGAGAUGCUGAUGUUAUGGUGGCUGGAGGAACGGAGUCCAGCAUAGACGCUUUAUCCAUAGCAGGAUUUUGUAGGUUGAGGGCUUUGAGUACAAAGUAUAAUUCUAAUCCAGAAGAAGCUUCACGACCUUUCGAUUGUGGUCGAGAUGGAUUCGUUAUAGGUGAAGGUUCUGGGGUCUUGGUGUUGGAGGAACUGGAACAUGCAAGAAAGCGGGGAGCAAAAAUGUAUGCAGAAGUUCGUGGUUACGGGAUGUCAGGUGAUGCACAUCACAUUACUCAACCACAUAGUGAUGGAAGAGGUGCGAUUUUGGCCAUGACACGUUCUUUAAAGCAGUCCGGUCUUCGUGCUAAUCAAGUGGGUUAUGUAAAUGCUCAUGCUACGUCUACUCCUCUUGGUGAUCAAAUAGAAGCCAAUGCUAUUAAAUCCUUGUUUUCUGAGCAUGCAACAUCAGGUGCCUUGGCUUUUUCCUCCACAAAGGGUGCUAUUGGUCAUCUGCUUGGAGCAGCUGGUGCAGUGGAAGCAAUUUUUGCAGUUCUAGCUAUGUACCAUGGAAUUGCUCCAUUGACACUCAAUCUCACUGAACCAGAGCCUGUUUUUGAAAAUCAUUUCAUGCCUUUGACUGCUUCGAAGGAGAUUCCAAUUAGGGCAGCCAUGUCAAACUCUUUUGGUUUUGGAGGAACAAAUACAUCCCUACUGUUCUCGGCCAUCUCUUAGAACGGCUGACUGCGUAUUAUUGAUGUUACUUGCUGCAGAGUUUUGCAAAAGUAGAUGACCUGCUUGUUUCCUCAAUGCCAAAAUGGCCGCUACCUUUUCAUAAAUUACUUUUUUUCGUUUUCCUUUUUCUCUAGUUCGAGAAUUUUGAUGUAUGUGACUUGUUAGGAGGGAGCUAUUCAGUAUUUAGCUGUAUCGAGAUUAGAAGUUAUCUUCCUUUGCACUUGUGUAAUAAGACUGUAAUUUAAAGAUUGGAGGGACUUAAUGGUCCCAAUUUUCUUAGUACCUUGAGUGGAUUAGCAUUUGAAAGGGCUAAUACAUCAUUUUUCUGUUACCACAGGAUGAGUUGUUAUAUAUUCCUAUGACUUGAUGUGUUGCUCAUUAUUUA
Messenger RNA from Camellia sinensis, 1955 nucleotides. RefSeq names its product Beta-ketoacyl synthase. The record is from RefSeq and is a predicted model, not a curated record. NCBI's taxonomy places the organism in Eukaryota, Viridiplantae, Streptophyta, Magnoliopsida, Ericales, Theaceae. Gene Ontology annotation, cellular component: mitochondrion. Gene Ontology annotation, molecular function: 3-oxoacyl-[acyl-carrier-protein] synthase activity. Gene Ontology annotation, biological process: fatty acid biosynthetic process.